GGGAUUGGGUGGGGGGCGGGGCGGCGGAGGGAUUGCGGCGGCUCCGCAGCCGGGAUAACCUUGAGGUGCCGGCGGCAGAUUCUCUCACAGUCAGGCGCUACGCAUCCUGCAGCUGCCGACUUUUUUGCAUUUGCAGCGGAGCCCGAGCCCUUCGGCGCCAGAGGACCUCAGAAGCCAUGUCAAAACCCCAUAGUGAAGCCGGGACUGCUUUCAUUCAGACCCAGCAGUUGCACGCAGCCAUGGCCGACACAUUUCUGGAGCACAUGUGCCGCCUGGACAUUGACUCGCCACCUAUCACGGCCCGGAACACUGGCAUCAUCUGCACCAUCGGCCCAGCAUCCCGGUCAGUGGACCUGUUGAAGGAGAUGAUUAAGUCUGGAAUGAAUGUGGCUCGUUUGAACUUCUCGCAUGGAACUCACGAGUACCAUGCAGAAACCAUCAAGAACGUGCGCACAGCCACAGAAAGCUUUGCAUCUGACCCCAUCCUCUACCGGCCAGUUGCUGUGGCUCUGGACACGAAAGGACCUGAGAUUCGAACUGGGCUCAUCAAGGGCAGCGGCACUGCGGAGGUGGAGCUGAAGAAAGGAGCCACUCUCAAGAUCACGUUGGACAACGCCUACAUGGAGAAGUGUGAUGAGAACAUCUUAUGGCUGGACUACAAGAACAUCUGCAAAGUGGUGGAGGUGGGCAGCAAGAUCUAUGUGGAUGAUGGACUUAUUUCCCUGCUGGUGAAGCAGAAAGGCGGUGACUUCCUGGUGACAGAGGUGGAAAACGGUGGCUCCUUGGGCAGCAAGAAGGGUGUAAACCUUCCUGGGGCUGCUGUGGACCUACCUGCUGUGUCAGAAAAGGACAUCCAGGACCUGAAGUUUGGGGUAGAGCAGGAUGUAGAUAUGGUGUUUGCAUCUUUCAUCCGCAAGGCAUCUGAUGUCCAUGAAGUCAGGAAGGUCCUAGGAGAGAAAGGAAAGAAUAUCAAGAUAAUCAGCAAAAUUGAGAAUCAUGAGGGAGUUCGGAGGUUCGAUGAGAUCCUGGAGGCCAGUGAUGGUAUCAUGGUGGCUCGUGGUGACCUAGGCAUUGAGAUUCCUGCAGAGAAGGUCUUCCUUGCUCAGAAGAUGAUGAUUGGGCGGUGCAACCGAGCUGGGAAGCCUGUCAUAUGUGCCACACAGAUGCUGGAGAGCAUGAUCAAGAAGCCCCGCCCCACCCGGGCGGAGGGCAGCGAUGUGGCCAAUGCAGUCCUGGAUGGAGCUGACUGCAUCAUGCUGUCUGGAGAAACAGCCAAAGGGGACUACCCUCUGGAAGCUGUUCGCAUGCAGCACCUGAUUGCCCGUGAGGCAGAGGCCGCCAUCUACCACUUGCAAUUAUUUGAGGAACUCCGCCGCCUGGCGCCCAUUACCAGCGACCCCACAGAAGCUGCUGCCGUAGGCGCCGUGGAGGCCUCCUUCAAGUGCUGCAGUGGGGCCAUAAUCGUCCUCACCAAGUCUGGCAGGUCAGCUCACCAGGUGGCCAGAUACCGCCCACGUGCCCCCAUCAUUGCUGUGACACGGAAUCCCCAGACAGCUCGCCAGGCCCACCUGUACCGUGGCAUAUUCCCUGUCUUAUGCAAGGACCCAGUCCAGGAAGCCUGGGCUGAGGAUGUGGACCUCCGGGUGAACUUGGCCAUGAAUGUUGGAAAGGCCAGAGGCUUCUUCAAGUCAGGAGAUGUGGUCAUUGUGCUUACCGGGUGGCGCCCUGGCUCCGGCUUCACCAACACCAUGCGUGUAGUGCCUGUGCCGUGAUGAACCCCAGAGCCCCUCUUUCAGCCCCUGUCCUAUCCCCUUCCCCCACCCGUCCAUUAGGCCAGCAACGCUUGUAGAGCUCACUCUGGGCUAUAGUGUGGCACUGGUGGGCUGGAACACCAGGGAGAAGAUUAAUGCCACUGUGAAACAAGGCUGUUUGUAGACCCUGCUCCGGUGGGGUAGCCCAGAGCCUGGCUUGCCCAUCGUGUGGCCCUACCCAAGCAAGGGACAAAGGAGGAAUGCAAGACUGCAAGCCCCCAGAGCCUAUGGCAAGAGGGCAACAGCUCCCUCUCCUUUCUGUUCUUGGUUUCUCCUUUCUGCGGAAAAUGAUGCCCUGGCCUGGGGUCAGGAGACAGCCAGCAAGAGUAGGGGCCUUAGGGCAUGGGGCAGUGGUUCCAGUUGAAGCAGUCUCUGGCCCUUACCUGCUUCCCCAGUCCCAUGGCCUCCCCUACUCCCACCUUGUGCGCUGUGCUCUUCUGUCCUGCACUCCGCUCACCUUUUGCUGCAGACACGAUUCCACCCUCACUUUCUUCCAUUUUCCCUUCUACUGCAGCUGCCUCUGGGCACGUUGCUAUAGAGCCUACCUGUAUGUCAAUAAACAACAGCUGAAGCA
Nycticebus coucang (slow loris) is the source of this 2385-nucleotide messenger RNA. RefSeq names its product pyruvate kinase M1/2 (gene PKM). The coding region runs from base 177 to 1772 and encodes 531 amino acids. Gene Ontology annotation, cellular component: cytoplasm. Gene Ontology annotation, molecular function: potassium ion binding; magnesium ion binding; pyruvate kinase activity. NCBI's taxonomy places the organism in Eukaryota, Metazoa, Chordata, Mammalia, Primates, Lorisidae. The record is from RefSeq and is a predicted model, not a curated record. The transcript is spliced from 11 exons. Gene Ontology annotation, biological process: glycolytic process; cellular response to insulin stimulus.